Molecule: messenger RNA, 3319 nt
Organism: Magallana angulata
Lineage: Eukaryota; Metazoa; Mollusca; Bivalvia; Ostreida; Ostreidae
Product: zinc finger protein 37-like
Exons: 2
Coding region: 272-2749 (825 amino acids)
Source: RefSeq, a predicted model, not a curated record
CACUUCAAGUUCAGAAAAGACUAUUAAGCACACUAGUUAGAGUAUAAAAGUCCAUACAGUGAAAUUUUCUUCAGGAAGCAGGCAAUGUUGAAGUAUUGACUGACAAACAAGAAAGAAGUUUUAUUGUUAACAAAGAAACUCAACACACAUUGAUGACAUGUAAAAAUAUAGCAUUGUAUCCUGAUCUACGUAUAAUAAGGGAAUUUGGAAAAGCUGCAGUGUGAUGAACUACAAAAAACCAUUUGUCAGUUGAAUUCCAAAACUGCUGAGAAUGAGCUCUAGGGAGUUUCCACUGAACAUGGCUGAAGGCAGAAGUGCUGAUAAAGGAGAUGUGGACCAAGGGAAGCAAAGGUCUGUUAGUUCAAAUGCUAACAAAAAUGAUAUCAGCUGUUAUUCCGAUGUUAUAAAAAAUUUACUCAGUAUAACAACUAAGAGUCAGCAAGAAUCGAAGAAGAGAUAUAAGCUUGUAGUGCUACGUCCAAAACACCCUGGUGACAAGCUUAUGAUGCCACGUCCAAAACACCCUGGUGACAAGCUUAUGAUGCCACGUCCAAAACACCCUGGUGACCCCCAGCAAUCAGGGUCAAAAGAUGCUACAGAUCAUAACAGAUUCUUGCAGCAAGUAGAAACUGCCACCCCUUCAAAUAUUGGACCAUUGGAUACAAGUCAUUUUUACAUCUCACAGAAUAUAAAAACAGAGGACGAUUCUUAUUGGAUAGGACUCAAUGAGUCUCCCUCUUUAUGUACAUCAACUGCUACUGAUAAAACAUCAAUUCCUCAAAUGACAAAAACUGAAAAUGAUGUUGCAAAUGAAUCCGUCAUCUCACAGAAUAUAAAAACAGAAGACAUUAUAAUCAAUUCUGAUUUGACAGGACACAAUCAACCUACAUCUCCUGCUUUAUGUACACCGAUAGUUUCUACUGUGAUAAAAACUGAAAACGAUAAGGAUGUUAUAUCUGAUGCAAGAUUGACUGGUUGGAAUGAGUCUAAAGUCAAUACGUCUCACUCAGUGAAUUCACAAAUGUUGUCAGCAAGCAAGUGUAGUUCUACGAUGAUAAAUACAGAAAAUGAUUUUCGCAUAUUUGGUACCAGUUUGGGGGACCAACAUCACAUAUCUUAUUUUUCUCUUGAACCUUCACUCUCCCAUGUUGUCAAGAAUGAGACCAAUCUAACAAUAACUAAUUCCUCUUUGGAAAGUUUGCAUAUGUCUGUAGGGAAUGCACAUUGUCAGAAUGAUUCUUUAUCCAGUAAGAAGAGAUACACCUCAAUACUGCUCCCCAAGGACUCACCAAGUACACCAAUACACACUAUUUAUCAGUGCCCAGUCUCCCUUAAUCCAGUAAAAAGUUGGAGUGAUAUUAAAGGAGUUAUUGAUAGGACCAGCUCAAGGAAGAGACAUAUUGCCCCACAACAAUCAGCUUCCAAGGAAACCCAAUCCUCAGUUGAUAUGUCCAAGGAGGAGGAUGAAGAGGAAAGUAUUAACAAAUUUUUAGAGAUGUCUGGAAAAUUUUUUAAAUGUGGAUUCUGUGAUGAGGCAUUUGCAGAAGCAGAAGAACUGAACUGGCAUCUUAGGGAGCACAGCAGUUUCAACAGAAGGCAACCGGAGAAACGUCAGAAGCCGUGUCAGGAGUUUAAAGGGUCUUUGAUUACAGAAGCAUGUCCAAUCUGUUUAAAGCAAACUCCGUGCGAAGACUUGGGGCUACACUGCAAAUCUCAUGGCGUAAUGCUAACAGAAAUAAUGUUCAAUUGUGAAAAAUGUUCCACCUUGUUUAAUUCUUCACAGCGGCUCAAUGUUUGUGUUCACUUGGAAAACAACAAAGAGGCUCUUCAAAGGAGUUUGAGGUACCGCUGCUCAGUUUGCAGAGAGAAUUAUGAAGAGAUUUCUGCAUUUAAGGAGCACAUGCAAGCUCACAAGAUACCUGAAAGGGCACGUGCUCUAGCUAUAUACACAUGCCCAAUAUGUGACAAGCUUUUUUCCAACCAGUCUCUAUUAAAAAAGCAUCGAAAGAAUGGGUGUUCUCAAGAGGUAGCUAAGACGUGCAGAUUUUGUGGGCAGUUCUAUCAAAGAAAUUUUGAAAGUCCAUCUUCCAUUGGUACAAACAAUGGAUGCAUAAAAUGCAGGAAGUUCUUAAAGUUAAAAAUAAGUUUGAGGAAGCAAAUGUCAACUCAGAAAAUUCAUCGUUGCCCGGUCUGCUCAAGGUGUUUCUCUAGAAUUUUCCUUAUGAAAUCUCACAUGAGGAAUAACCAUAUACAGGAAGUCAAACAGAAGGGUUUCAAGUGUUUCAUAUGUGGAAAAGUUUUCAGGAGCCUCGGCAACAUUGGGCUUCACAUGAACUCUCAUGUUCCAGUCCGUAGUCUGCCUUGUCUUCUGUGUAGAAAAAAAUUCAGCAACGGUCUCCAUUUAAAGCUGCAUAUGAAAAUCCAUUCUAGUGAAAUGUUUUAUUGCAAGAUUUGUUACAAAAGAUUUUAUAAUGCCAAUCACUUCUUUCGACACAGGGCCAUGAACCCAAUAGAUUGUAACUGUGAGGGAUAUGCCAGCAACACAAAGCACAGUGCAUCUUGUGUGAAGGUCAGGGUCUUCUUCAAAGCAGGCAACAGCUACAUACUGGAUGUAUGCAAAGAAAGUUCGCUACAUGCGUGCAAGAUUUGUUCAGCCCAAUUCGAAAGUGUAAUGCAUUUGCAACACCACCUAAAAACAAAGCAUGAGAUGAUCAGAUCCAUACAUGCUCUACUAUCAAGGAAAACAUGAAGUGCUCAGUUCAAUCCAAAAUUUAUUUUGAAAAUAUUAAUUAUAAUCCACUUUGAAGUUUUUCUAAACAACAUAUAGUUUAAACUCCGUCUUUCUGUCAGAAAGUCAUCUGAAAGAUACUAUUUUGGAAUUCAAACAUUUGCAAGGUUUUGAUUAUUAUUUGUGUUUAAUGUCAUCUUUUAAAAAAUUUAAUGAUCUCCUUCCAUAAUUUUUUUAAUAUGAAUGUACGAGUAGUGUCCAAAGCUGAAAAUAAUAUGAUUUGAUGUGUACAGUAUGACAAUUAAUCUUCAAUGUUUUGUAAUUCUUGUAUAAAAGGAAGUUAUUCUUACUAAUGGUUCAAUGUAUAUUGCUAUAACUAAUAUUGAAUAACAUGUGAUAGCUCUGUGGGCAAAGUCGGGGUUAAGUUCACAAGAGUUGGAACUUUCUAUAAAUUGUGGGAGGUGAUAUAGCCCAUAUGCUUAUUAUCUUUUACAUGUAAAUACUUUCAGUGAAAGCAGCACGGUCUAAUGAGAACAUUUUGCAAGAUGGCGUGAAUAAAAUAAAAUGAAAAGUUUAAAAUUGUUACUGUUA